Messenger RNA from Drosophila gunungcola (fruit fly), 515 nucleotides. Its product is annotated as cyclin-dependent kinase inhibitor 1C. NCBI's taxonomy places the organism in Eukaryota, Metazoa, Arthropoda, Insecta, Diptera, Drosophilidae. The transcript is spliced from 2 exons. The coding region runs from base 59 to 511 and encodes 150 amino acids. The record is from RefSeq and is a predicted model, not a curated record.
UCUCUGCUUUCAAAUCAACCCAAGCUCAGCUUCAAAUCAAAAAAACCAAACACCCAUCAUGUUCAAAUACGCCGUUGUCAUCUGCGCCUUGAUUGCCUGUGUGGCUGGCAAGCCGGGAUUGCUCCAUGCUCCGCUGGCUGCUCUACCCGCUCCUCUGCUGGCUGCUCCUGCUCCGGUUGUCACCGCCGCCAGUAGCCAAGUGGUGGCCAGGACCUUCAAUGGCAUCGCCGCUGCUCCGGUGAUUGCCCAAGUUCCGGUGGCACCUGCUCCAGUCUUGAGGACACUGGCUGCUCCCUUGGCUGCCCCCGCUCCCGUUGCCUUCGCAGCUCCAGUUCCCGCUCCACUGGCCACCCCGAUUCUCAACAGAGUGGCUCCGUUUGCUGCCCCCAUUGCCACGCCCUUCGCUGCGCCCUACACUCAUCCCAUUGCCGCUCCACUUCUGGCCAAGUACACGGCUCCACUGGCCUAUGCCCCAGCACCUUUGGGCUAUGCUGCGCCCGCUUUGUGGUAAAGGA